Exophiala oligosperma is the source of this 2025-nucleotide messenger RNA. RefSeq lists its product as uncharacterized. Gene Ontology annotation, molecular function: oxidoreductase activity, acting on the CH-CH group of donors. The coding region runs from base 251 to 1960 and encodes 569 amino acids. The transcript has 2 exons. Lineage: Eukaryota; Fungi; Ascomycota; Eurotiomycetes; Chaetothyriales; Herpotrichiellaceae. The record is from RefSeq and is a predicted model, not a curated record.
GAGGCUCCGGUUUGGCCACCACAUUAUAUACUUGUCCUUGGAGCCAUUCCAUUGUUCCUUCUGACCCUUGUCUCUACUACUCUACACCAUCCACCCGUCGUCCCCCCCGAUCUAUGCUUGCCACUGAAUAUUCCUAUUUCAUUCUCUUGUCCUGUCACCUGCGUGGAUCCCAGUAGCUGCUUGAUGAAACAAUCCCAAGUAUAUUCAUCAUAAAUCAAGGUGAUCUGGCCGGGGGCAAAAAGAACAAAAAAUGAGCAAAUCACAGCACCCCGAGCCCGUCAUCAUCGUCGGUGGCGGCCUCGCUGGCCUGGUCGCCGCUUAUGAACUCACGCGCAAAAACAUCCCCGUCACCAUCGUGGACCAGGAACCCGAAGGAAAUCUCGGUGGUCAGGCAUUCUGGAGUCUCGGUGGCAUCUUUUGCGUGAACUCGGCGGACCAGCGAGCCAAGGGGAUCAAAGAUUCCAGAGAACUGGCCCUGGCGGACUGGAUGGGCACGGCAAAGUUCGAUCGGGAAAAGGAGGACCACUGGCCCAGACAGUGGGCGAAGGCGUUUGUGGACUUUGCCACCGACGGCAUGGAGCGGUACCUGAAGAACCUGGGCGUCAAGUUUCUUCUGGUGGGUUGGGCGGAGAGGGGCGCCGGCGACGCUGCGGGCCACGGGAACAGCGUGCCGCGGUUCCAUUUGACCUGGGGCACUGGCCCGCAGGUUGUGAGGGCGUUCAGUGAGCCGGUCAGGCGCGCGGAGAAGAAGGGUCUCGUCAAGUUCUUGUUCCGACGGAAGGUCGACGAACUGAUCGUCGAGGGUGGACGGGCCGUCGGUGUCAAGGGUCAAGUCCUUGCGGACGUGAAGAAUGGAUGGGUGAGAGGGCAAGCCACGACCAGGGACGUGGUGGGGAGCUUUGAGGUCAGAGGACGUGCUGUGGUCAUCUCGACCGGUGGAAUUGGUGGGAAUGUGGAAAAAGUCAAGCAGAACUGGCCAGUCCAUAGACUUGGACCGGAGGUGCCGGGGCACUUUGUCGUGGGAGUGCCGGCGCAUGUUGACGGAGAGAUGAUUGGGGUGGCGGAAAAGAGUGGUGCCAAUGUCAUCAAUAUGGACAGAAUGUGGCAUUAUACCGAAGGAUUGCAUAAUUGGAACUCGAUCUGGCCGGCUCAUGGCAUUCGAGUCAUUCCCGGGCCGAGCUCGAUGUGGCUCGAUGCAAAGGGCAAGAGGUUCCCACCGUUCUUGUACCCUGGAAGCGACACGCUCGCAACCCUGAAGCACAUCGUGGCCAGUGGGAACGAUUAUUCCUGGUUCAUAUGUAACCGGAAGAUUGUGAGCAGAGAGUUUGCGUUGAGUGGCAGCGAGCAGAACUACGACCUCACGGAGAAGAGUUACAUACGGCUUCUCGAGAGGUUAUUCGGUAGUCAUGGUACUAGAGAGGUCCAGGCUUUCUUGAAGAAAGGUGAAGACUUUGUCGUGGAGAAAGAUCUGGACAAGCUCGUCGAAGGAAUGAACAGGCUGGCCAAGGAGAGGGGUGGACCGACGUUGGAACUUGAAGAGGUCAAGAAGGAGAUUGAACUGAGGGAUAUGCAAGUCUCGCAUGACUUUGGAAAAGAUGCACAAAUCAUGUUGAUCAGGAACGCGAGAAAUUACGGGCCCGACGGCCGAAGAAUCGCGAAGCCGCACAGGUUGCUGGAUCCCAGUACUGGACCUUUGGUCGCGGUCAGGAUGAACUUACUCACGCGGAAGAGUCUGGGUGGGUUGGAGACCAACCUUGACGGGAACGUCAUGAUGCCGGACGGACAGCCGUUCAAAGGAUUAUAUGCUGCGGGCGAGUGUUGUGGGUUCGGAGGAGGUGGCGUACAUGGAUAUAGUUCGCUCGAGGGCACGUUUCUCGGUGGAUGCGUCUUUACUGGAAGGACAGUCGGGAGAGCGCUGGUCAAAGAGAUGUUGCCGGGUGCUGCUGAGGCGAAGCUAUAGGAUGUGCUUCGUCAAGGCGUAUAUACAUUGUAAAGAGUAUUGUAGAGGUUACAUUUGUUUUUGUU